Molecule: messenger RNA, 1374 nt
Organism: Triticum aestivum (bread wheat)
Lineage: Eukaryota; Viridiplantae; Streptophyta; Magnoliopsida; Poales; Poaceae
Product: cysteine-rich repeat secretory protein 55
Exons: 1
Coding region: 127-945 (272 amino acids)
Source: RefSeq, a predicted model, not a curated record
AGCCAUGGACCAAGCACCCAUCACCCACUGCAUCUAUAAGAAACGAACCCAUGCAUGCAAACAAAUCACUAGUAGCAGCUAGCCUACGAGCCACACACAUCACAUCAAAGCGCAGCAAUCAACGCAAUGGCGUCUUCCUCGUCGUCUCCGCUGCUCAUGCUGCUGCUGCUCCCUCUCCUGCUCGCCAUGGCGCGUCCGUGCUACAGCGUCGACGCCAUCGGCACCUACUGCGCCAAGAACGGCACCAGCGCGGAGACGCAGGCCAGCAUCGACCAGGUCCUCGCGGCGCUCGUCCCGCGCGCCUCCGCCGCCUACUACGCCACGGCCACCGCCGGCCGCUCCUCGUCCGCGGUCUGGGGCCUCGCGCAGUGCCGCGGCGACGUCCCGCGCCAGGACUGCUCGCUCUGCCUCGCCGCGGCCGCCAAGGAGGUCGCGUCGUCCUGCCGUGGCAGCUCGGACGGCCGGGUCUUCUACGACUACUGCCUCCUCCGGUACUCCACCUCCAACUUCGUCGGCCUCGCGGACACGGGCUACACGCUCAUCCUCCUCAACACCCAGAACGCCACCGGCGUCGACCUGACCGCGUUCGACCGGGCGCAGGGGAAGCUCAUGUCCCGCGUCGCGUCGGAGGCCGGCGGCGCCCAGAACAAGGGGCUGGCGACGGACACGACGCGGCUCGGUGGGGACGGCGGCGGAGCCAAGACGACCAUCUACGGGCUCGGGUGGUGCACCAGGGACAUCACGGCGGCGGACUGCGGGCUGUGCGUGGCGCAGGCGGUGGCGGAGCUGCCCAACUACUGCCGGUACCGCCGCGGGUGCCGCGUGAUCUAUAGCAGCUGCAUGGCGCGCUACGAGGUGUACCCCUUCUUCUUCCCGCUCGACGGCGCCGGCGAGUCGGCCGACGAGGUCGCACAGUGCGACAAGAUCGUCUUGAACUACCCGUGAUGGGUGGAGUACAGCUAGUCAACUAGAGUGCUAUCUACAAGCACUCUAGCUCGUUGUGCGUAUCUGGUGGUGGCGAAUCCAUUUGUUAGUGUAUGGCUGGCUCGUAGCUAGCAUAAAAUCCAACCGGGGUCCAAAUAAUUCUCGUGAAGUGCAAAAUAAUAAGCGAAAUAAUAGCCUCGUGUUUGUUUGUGUACAUGUUUGCUUGUGAAAAUAAAUUUCGUGCAAACUACCCUAAUGUAAUUUCCAUAUUUGCAAAACUACUACCCACCAAAAGUUAAUUAAUUUCAUAUUUGUCUGUAGUGACUUCAUCAAUCUCAAUAUAUUAUGUCGGCUCAGUCUCUCUCGGAAAUGAUUAUAAGGGUAGAGUGUGUGUGCUUGCGUUUAUAGAGACGAGUGUAUGUAUGUGUAUGUGAUGGCUUCGAUUGUACU